AUGUGGGAUGAGAAAAAUCUUAAAAUGAUGUCAGUAAUUCAACGUUUAUCAGCUGCAACACUGAUUGUUGCAUUACUUUUGAUCACAUUAAAUGAAUCUUCUGCUAAUCCCGGACAAGAACAACAUGAUAUAACCAGCGUUGCUGAUGCGAUUCGUUACUUGCAAGACUUGGAAAACAGACAUCAAUUCGCAAGACCAAGGAAAGACCUCGAGCAUUCAAUCACAAAUGCACCUUCUCAGAUCGAUUUCUUAUCAGUUGCUACAAUGUUUAAAGUAAGAGGAUUUACUUCUCAACAAGAAUUUUCAAGGAUAACGUCUCGUUCGAUUGAUCAUAAUAGCGGUUAUAUGGCUCAAACAUUAAACGCGAAUUUAAUUACACUUCUUGAAGAAUUAGACAAUAAGCACUCGCGGGCUCCCAGAUUUGGAAAACGCGGCAACGAUUAUUUGACAAAAGAGUACACUAACAAUUAUCUCCGCUAUUUGCUGGAAAAUCCGAAGGAGGUAAUGCAGAAUUCGGAAAGGUGAACAAUCUACUAAAUAAAAUGAGAUCCUCUCAUGAUCGUCAUUGGCUGGCUGGCUGGGAGAUAAUAAAUCUAUUCCAAUGGAUAUGUUAUUUUAUUUAAAUACAUUUAAAUCCCAUUAAUUGUUCGUUUGAAGUCUUAAAAUACAGAUAACCUCUUAAAACUCAAUU
Clunio marinus is the source of this 691-nucleotide messenger RNA. Lineage: Eukaryota; Metazoa; Arthropoda; Insecta; Diptera; Chironomidae. The record is from the annotation of a GenBank genome assembly.